UUGACUGGCGCCUGCGCAGUGCGGUCGGGGAGCUGUCAGUGCGGUAUGAUAGAGUGGUGCUGAGUAUGUCCCGGGCCGAGCUGUGACAUGGAGUUCGCCGAGCUGAUUAAGACUCCCCGGGUGGACAAUGUGCUCCUGCACCGGCCCUUCCACCCGGCGGUGGGUGGCACUCUGUGUCUGACCGGCCACCACCUCAUCCUCAGCUCCCGGCAGGACAACAUGGAGGAACUCUGGCUCUUACACUCCAACAUAGACUGCAUCGACAGGAGGUUUGUAGGUACAGCUGGUACGAUCACCAUUAAGUGCAAGGACCUGCGCAUAAUUCAGUUGGAAAUCACCGGGAUGGACGAAUGUCUGAAUAUAGCAAGUUCAAUUGAGGCCUUGUCCACACUGGAUUCUAUCACACUGAUGUACCCUUUCUUCUAUCGCCCCAUGUUUGAAGUCACAGAGGACGGCUGGAACUCAUUCCUUCCAGAACAAGAAUUUGAACUUCUUAGUUCAGAGACAGAUGAGUGGAGACUCAGUCGUGUGAAUCAAGAUUUCUCAGUCUGCCCGUCUUACCCCUCAGUUGUUGUUGUUCCAAAGUCAAUCGAUGAUGAGUCCCUUAAGAAGGUGUCCCAGUUUCGUCAAGGGGGACGAUUUCCAGUCCUUAGUUACUUUCAUCGGAAGAAUGGCAUGGUAAUAAUGCGCAGUAGCCAACCUCUUACCGGGACAAACGGCAGGCGGUGCAAGGAAGAUGAAAAGCUGAUUAAUGCAACUUUGAGACCUGGGAAGAGGGGAUACAUCAUAGAUACUCGCUCCUUGAAUGCGGCUCAGCAGGCCAGAGCAAGGGGCGGUGGGUUUGAACAGGAAGCAUACUAUCCGCAAUGGAGACGAAUUCACAAGUCCAUUGAGCGAUAUAACAUUCUACAGGAGAGCCUGAUUAAGCUCGUAGAGGCUAGUAACGACCAGUCCAACAACAUGGAUCGCUGGCUCAGCAAACUGGAGGCCUCCAAUUGGUUGACUCAUAUCAAGGAGAUAUUGACAACUGCUUGCCUUGCUGCCCAGUGCAUAGACAGGGAAGGGGCUUCUGUGUUGGUUCAUGGAUCAGAAGGCAUGGACUCCACUUUACAAGUGACAUCUCUCGCACAGAUCAUCUUGGACCCAAAGUGCCGGACUCUCAGAGGAUUCGAAGCUCUGGUAGAGAGAGAGUGGCUGCAGGCUGGUCACCCAUUCCAGCAGCGUUGUGCUCAAUCUGCUUAUUCAAACAGCAAACAAAAGUGGGAGGCUCCAACAUUCCUCCUCUUCCUGGACUGCGUGUGGCAGAUUCUUCGUCAGUUUCCGUGUUCAUUCCAGUUUAAUGAGAGAUUCCUCAUCACACUAUUCGAGCAUGCCUAUGCUUCUCAGUUUGGCACCUUCCUGGGCAACAAUGCUCUAGAAAGAGCUAAAUUAAAGUUACAGCAGAAAACAAUGUCUCUGUGGUCCUGGGUGAACCAACCAACCGAGAUGAACAAAUUCAUGAAUCCGUUGUUUGAAGCAAAUGGGCUGGUGAUCUGGCCGUCUGUGGCCCCCCAAAGUCUUCAGCUGUGGGAAGGGGUCUUCCUUCGAUGGAAUAGAUCCUCCAAGUAUUUAGAAGAUGCUUAUGAAGAAAUGAUCCACAUUAUAGAGUACAACAAGGAGCUUCAGGUGAAAGUAAACGCACUGAGACGGCAAUUAGCAGAGCUGGAAACCGAGGAUGGUGCUCUGGAGACCCCUUAACGCCUUCAUUUUACUGUAUAAAAUCCUGUCUAUCCCAGACAGACUUCAUGUUUACACUAUCUGUGAUGCAUGCACUACAUGUUUCCCUGGUUCAAUUUAUCUUAAAUCCUUUCAAUGUCAGAAGGGCUGGCAACAUUACAUACCUCGUUGGCAGUUUAUAAGACAGGGUUGGCCAAAGACUAGCAAUCUAACUGUUGUUCAACUACAACUUGCAUGGUGCUUUGCCAGCCUACAGAUUGGCACUAUUGAUUUCAGUGGGUUUGUCACCUUCCCAAAUAUCUUGCCUUAAAGGAAGCUUCUAUCAGGGUUGUAUUUUACGGUUUGCUCUUUCUAACUCCCUUAUUCCAACCCUUGGUGGAAUUUGAUCUGUUCUGGCACUUUUUGCGAAAGGAAAAGGAGACUCACUCUAACAGGAAAAUGAAAUACACCAUUUGUACACUUCUGCAGAAGCUAAAAGGCCCUUAACUAAUAACGCCAAUUCUGAAAUAUGUAACACUAUUACAUCAUUUAAAAUAAAUUAAUAAAUAAAUAAAAACAUAAUGUAAUUUGAUUCCAACGGCGCAUUUAAUGAAAUUCUAAUCUUAAAGGUGGCACGUUCAUUUACAUUUUUUCCUUUUUAUACUAAACGCAUAGUGAUGAUUUAAGGAUUGUUGGUAGAGCCAAUGAUGUAUGUAAAAGUGGGUCAUGCUCUUAAAGGUAAACUCUCUCCUAAAUAUAGCAAAUGCACCAAUGUUUGUUUGUUCAUAACCUUUCACUUGAAGUGUGUAUAUUUGUGCUAGGCUGUGUUGUAAUGGUGUAAUCUUACCACUAGAUGGAGCUGUUAGUCGCAGUAAUUUCCUGCCUUGGCCCUUGAGAAUCCCCCUUUUGACUCACCUGUCCUCUGCAAAUUUUGCACAUUGUUUUCAUUAACCUUUAAUAUACAUUCUCUUGAAUGUUUUUUUUUUUUUUUUUUGUUUCUACAUUUCUCGAAGUACAUUUAAAUGUAACAUGUCCAUACAGCAACUUAUUGCUAAUGUAUAUAUUAGUCCUAGAGGAGGAUUGGACAAACUGCAAAUCUCCAGCCCGUUUGGACUUCCAUUCCUAUAAUUCCAACCCGAGUAACUGACUGCCAGUAUUGGGAGCUGCAGUUCAGCAACAGGUCCCGACCUCUGUCCUAGAAGGAUCUAAAAUACCUGGAACAUCGCUAUACACUCCAGUAAUUAUUAUAAAAUGCUAUUUACUGUGAAACAUUAAACGGUGUUUCUGUAA
Pelobates fuscus (common spadefoot toad) is the source of this 2985-nucleotide messenger RNA. RefSeq names its product myotubularin related protein 9 (gene MTMR9). The coding region runs from base 88 to 1737 and encodes 549 amino acids. Gene Ontology annotation, cellular component: cytoplasm; membrane. NCBI's taxonomy places the organism in Eukaryota, Metazoa, Chordata, Amphibia, Anura, Pelobatidae. Gene Ontology annotation, molecular function: phosphatidylinositol-3-phosphate phosphatase activity. The record is from RefSeq and is a predicted model, not a curated record. Gene Ontology annotation, biological process: negative regulation of autophagy; phosphatidylinositol dephosphorylation. The transcript is spliced from 10 exons.